UAGAGAGCCCCAUAUCUUCUACCAUCAAAUCAACAUUUGGCCCGUAAAGUUUGUCUUUCCAAUCAUGCGGUAAAUAUCGAAUUUUCAGUUUCAGUACUUCUGCGCGUCGAGAAACGCCAAAUCUAAUCAAAGGGACUCCGGAUCUAGCAGCUUCAAGUGCCCCCUAUAAGCACCCUCCGGUCGCCGGAUUUUAGGAGAAACUAUAAUUAGUCGUUCAUCAGGGAGAUCGGAUAGGAAAUGGGGUUUUUGGUGACAACCCUGAUUUUCGUCGUGGUCGGGAUUAUUGCAUCCCUGUGUGCUAGAAUAUGCUGCAACAGGGGACCCUCUGCAAAUCUGUUACACCUGACAUUGAUCAUUACUGCAACUGUAUGUUGUUGGAUGAUGUGGGCAAUAGUAUAUCUCGCACAGAUGAAACCACUAAUUGUUCCUAUUUUGAAUGAAACGGAAUGAUGUGCUAGAGGAAAUGCAUAUGCAACCGUUUGGAAACCUAUUUAUCUAUCGUGGAUGCAAAUUGGGCGAGUGACGAACAAUAAUAAUUUAGUGUAUGCGAUACCCAGAAUCCUUUUGGUGUCAGAUUUGUAUGUUAAUUUUUAUUAAUGCAGACAACUCUUUUAAAGUUCAUUUUUUCAUAUUGUGCUCUAUUGAUAUUGGUUGUAAACAUGUUCUGAUCUCAUAUUCAUUUUUGUAAGAAUGAUAGCGCGUAUGUGUACUUUGAAGAGAAGAAGGUAAUGCAUUUGGUAUUGUAUCUGCUUGUA
Messenger RNA from Olea europaea var. sylvestris, 755 nucleotides. RefSeq names its product V-type proton ATPase subunit e1-like. Gene Ontology annotation, molecular function: proton-transporting ATPase activity, rotational mechanism. Gene Ontology annotation, biological process: proton transmembrane transport. The transcript is spliced from 4 exons. Bases 238 to 450 code for a protein of 70 amino acids. Gene Ontology annotation, cellular component: proton-transporting V-type ATPase, V0 domain. The record is from RefSeq and is a predicted model, not a curated record. NCBI's taxonomy places the organism in Eukaryota, Viridiplantae, Streptophyta, Magnoliopsida, Lamiales, Oleaceae.